AUGGAAGUUCUUUGUUGUAUAUGCGAGUGUUGUUUCCCAGAUACCAAAAGAUCAGGUUUUUGGGCAUGCGUUUGUUGCAUUCUUAGUUGCUAUAGCAGCUAUUUAGAAAACAUAUAUGGGAGAAAGAAAAGAACAUUUAGAUUCUUGAAUUCAAUUCUUAUCUUAAUUUUAUCAAUAGUGGCACUAGUAUUAACCAAUAAGAUAUCACUUAAUGCUAAUCUCUCUACUGAAGAAUUAACAAAUAUAUUUUAAAAUUGGUAAAUUGGUGCUCUAAUUGAUAUUUAAAUAUUAGAAUAAUAGUGUCCAGAUAAAUAUGAAACACUUAGUAAUUAUUAAAUACCAUAAACAGAUCAUGGGUGUAUCUGUUUAAAUGAUUAAUAAAUCUUUAGGUAUGGAUGUGAUGAAUGGCGACUAAAUAGUGGAUGUUUUAAUUAAUAACCAAAAGGACCAAUAGAUUUGUUUUAAUGGGUUUAACCUUCUUAGAACUCUUUUUAAACAGUUUAAAUAUGUGGAUUAAGAUCUCAACUAAAAUUUUAUGACUUAUUAUAAAAUAAAAUAACAACAGAGGAAGAUUGUAGAGCUAAUGGUUACAAAAUAUGUAAAACAUAACAGCCUGAAAAUUUUUAAUGUGUCCUAGAAGAAGAAUCUUGUCCAAUUAGAGAUAUAAUUAUUACUUAAUAUCAACUAACAGAUUAUGAUGUGAGACAACAUAAUUAUAGUUUAAUUUAUGAUAAUGGAUUUAAUGUUUACAUAAGUCUGUAAAAAGAAACUACUCCAAUUAUAAAUAUGACUGUUGUUAAAGGAGAGGGUGUAUGUCUUAAUCAAAAUGAUUUGAGUUUAAAUCCUAAACUAUAUGAGGAUUAUAAAUUGUUAUCACUAAGACCAUCAUAUUGUUAAUUAGAUGAUACUUAUCAUUAAAUUUCAACAACGAAUGAAGAAGCAUUUUUUAAUUUUAACAAUGUUACAGCCCUAGUUCAAUCUGAAAGACCAUUGUAUAAUAUUAGUAGUGAUAUUGAAUAUUAAUUGCUUGCUUAAAAAUAGAUAUACUUUAGAUAAGACUGUAGAAUUGAUAGGUAAAAUUUACUAUAUAUAAUAGUUUUCAAUAUAUUAAAAAUCUCAAUUCAAGGAUUGAAAUUUAGAAGACUUUAAUUACAUGUUAAUAAACAUUUGCAGCUGUUUUAUUUAUAUAUAUAACUGUUUUAGUUUUAAAUGAACUGAAUCGUUGUUUUUAUGAUUGUUGUCCUAAAUGCUAUGCAAAGGCAUAAUUAAUCAUUAAAGAAAUACUAAUUUAUUUAUUAGGUGUAACUGUUAUUGUUAACUAUGCUUUAAUCUAUGAUUUAGUCUUAAACUUCGAAAAAUAACAUUAAUAAUAAUGUUUUCCAAUUAGUGCAUAAGAGAGGAUGAAUUAAAUACAGAUUACUUUGAGUGGUUUUAUUUUAUCUGAUUCUUAUUCUCUCCUCAUUAAUAUUUGUCUUAUGAUAAUAAUUGACUUUGCUAUGUCGACCUUUUAAUGUUUUAAAUAAUAUAAAAAAGAAUAAAGAUUAAAGAAAUAGUAAGAUAAUUAAAUACAUUAUUAAGAUUAACCCCCCUAACAAACUCCUAAUUAAAAUUUAAGCCCUUUUUAGAAUUAAAUCCCUUAUUAACAUUAAAUUCCUUAUUAAAAUUAAAUCCCUAAUUAAAAUCUUUAUUUAAUGUAAGAACAUAAAUAAAAUGA
Paramecium primaurelia is the source of this 1714-nucleotide messenger RNA. The record is from the annotation of a GenBank genome assembly. Lineage: Eukaryota; Ciliophora; Oligohymenophorea; Peniculida; Parameciidae.